Vairimorpha ceranae is the source of this 252-nucleotide messenger RNA. Its product is annotated as gal4 dna-binding enhancer protein. Bases 1 to 252 code for a protein of 83 amino acids. The record is from RefSeq and is a predicted model, not a curated record. Lineage: Eukaryota; Fungi; Microsporidia; Nosematidae. The transcript has a single exon.
AUGUCAAGAAUUUUAACAUCAGAAGAAUCAUUUGUUGUAGAUAAAUUUUCUUCAGUAAAAAUAAAAAAUGUUGAGGAUGUUAAACAAGUAAAUUUAGUAACAAAAAAGAAUAAAUUUUUUGUCGAAUCUCCUGUAGUGUAUGAAAUUGAAAAUACAGAUUCAUUUUUAAUUUUGGGAGAGCCUAAGCAGGUCAUUGAUAUCAACUACCUAAAAAGGUUGUACGUUGAACAGCUUAAAAGUAGUAAAAAAUAA